GGAGCGCUGAGAGAGGGACAGUCAUCAAGGAAGCAGCAGAAGUUGGGCCCACUGCUUGGAGCAAAAGGGCUGAAAAGAGAGAGAGAGGACGGGCCAAAACACAACGGCACUGAGGGAGGCACGGAAGCCAGAGACAGAGGGAAGCAUUUCUCACGCACACGCACACACGCUCACACACACACGCUCCAGAGGGCAGUGGUAAAAGCAUAUUGGUUUUCUGUGUGUGUGUUUGUGCAUGGUGAGCAGCUAGUUUUAUGUUACUUAAGUACAGCUUUACUUGACCACAGUGUGUUGCUCAUAGUCUGUGAGAAGUAACUGCUAGUUAUUUGUGCGAGUCUGUCAGUGUGUAAGCAUGGGAUUGAUCAUGCAACCCCUAUACUAGCAUGUGUUUGGGGGCAUGCGGCAGCCUUUGUGAAUCGUAACCAGUGUGUUUGUGUCAUUAAUUGUCUGUUAUGUUGCUAUGUGGGGAUAGUCCUUUGUCUGUUGGGAGGAUGAGGUUACACCAGCACACAGAUAAAGAACUCUCCUGAUAUUACUCCGCGCAUACUGUCACAUGACGCUGCACAUUGUUUUACCGAGGCAGACACGCACACGCAAUGCCACUUGCUAUCGCACACACACCCUGUCACACAAUGCCUCCCUGUUACGUUGAGACACAUGCUAUCACGCACGGUCACAUACAUUGAAAUUUAAGCUCACGGGGGUGGGUACAGAGGUGCGUGCAGAGACAAAUAUACUGAUGUGUACAACAGACAUGUAGACACGUGCAGUGCAGGCUUACAAACAAAAACAGGAAUGAAUUUAACAUUAUCACCGGUGCUUAUGUUGAACGUGCAAAAACAUUGCCCCAAGGACCAUAGCAUGUCAAGUGUGAAGCUCCAUCUAAAGGCCUCAACUAGGCAUGUGAGAUGAGUGAACAGCUUUCUUAAUCGAGGACUGCAGAAGGGACUGUAUUAAUGACCUGGAGGAACCUUACACUGGAUUCACCUGAGUUCUUGGACUUCUCUGCCACAUAGAGAAAAGCUGACUCACGGGCUGUCACUAAGAGAAUGCCGGAGCGAGUUUGUCUGUUCCAGGGACAGUGUUACUACCAGCUGAAACGUGCCUGUCUACGUCGGGGUGUUCUCUUCCAGGACCCCCACUUCCUCCCCUCUGCCCAGUCCCUUUUCUACCGCCGCUGUCCCCCACCUGGCCUCACCUGGAAGAGACCUAGGGAACUCUGUAAAGACCCUAGGCUCUUUGUUGAUGGCAUCAGCUCUAGAGACCUACACCAGGGCAGUCUGGGCAAUUGCUGGAUGGUGGCAGCUACAUCAUGCCUAGCUACUGAGCCCUCACUCUGGAAGCAGGUGAUUCCAGAUCACAAGGAGCAGGAGUGGAACCCCAAACGGCCGGACCUGUACUCCGGCAUAUUCCACUUCCGCUUCUGGCGCCUGGGCUGCUGGACCGACGUGGUCAUCGAUGACCGCCUCCCGACCGGCCAGGACGGGGCGCUGCUGUUCUGCCGCUCUGGCUCCCCUCGCGAGUUCUGGAGUGCCCUGCUGGAGAAGGCUUACGCCAAACUCAAUGGCUGCUAUGAGGCCCUGGAGGGGGGCAAUACUGCCGAGGCACUGGUGGAUUUCACUGGGGGGGUGUCCGAGCCCAUCAGUCUGGACAGGGAGAUUCUGACCCACCAUUCUGACCAGAGGAGAGCGCUGUUCCAGACUCUGGCCCGUGCGCACACCCGCCGAGCUCUCAUCACCUGCUACAUUCGGCCUGCGGAGGGGGAAAUGGUGGAGUCGGUUCUGGACUGCGGACUUGUACGGGGUCACGCUUACGGCAUCACGGCGGUGCGGAAGAUGCGCCUCGGGGAGCAGCUGCUUGGUGUGUGCGGGGCGUCCCGCGUCCAAAUGGUGCGUAUGCGGAAUCCCUGGGGUACAACCGACUGGACAGGAGCAUGGAGCCAGGGGUCACAUCAGUGGCAGCAGGUGGGUCGCAGUGAGAGGGAGAAGAUGGGCCUCACAGUGAGAGACGUCGGGGAGUUCUGGAUGGAGUUUGAGGACUUCUGCCACUACUUCACGGACGUGGUGGUGUGCCGGUUGGCAGAGCGGGCUCUGCUGUGGCCCAGCUCCCACUGGAGAGAGGUGCGGUGCUCUGGGGAGUGGGCAGCAACACCUGGGAAACCACCGGGGAGCAUCCCCCUACUCAGCGGGCUGAGCAAACAGGAGGACCAGAGGGGCUUGACCAGGGAAGCAGAGCGAGGCCCAAAGGGUGACAGGAAAGAAGAUCAACUGGGGAAGAGGCAGAGGGAUGGGACACUGUGGGGACAAAGAGACAAGGCUGGUGGAGGGAAGGGAGGUGAGAAGAUCGCAAGGAAGGAGGAGCAGGAGAGCAACUUCAGGGAUGGGUUAAGGGGCAUGCGGUGGGAUGGACAAGUGGACAAGAAUAGCAGGUGUGGGGGCUGCAUCAACCACCGAGACACCUUCCUGUAUAACCCCCAGUUCAUGUUUGAGGUGCGGGGGGAGGGGGAUGAGGUGCUGAUCUGCCUGCAGCAGGAGGACCGGAGAAUACGAAGAAGAGAAGGAGGCGGGGAGAACCUGCCCAUUGGUUUCGAAGUGCUGAGGGUGGAGGUGAACCGGAUGACCCGGGUACAUUGUGUGGGGGAACAGGCUGCCAGCUCUGUGUACAUGGACUCCCGCAGUGUGGCUCUGAGGGUGACCCUGGGGCCUGGCCGCUACACCCUCUUACCUACCACUUUCCAGCCAGGGUCCACAGGGAGGUUCCUGCUGAGGGUCUUCUCCCACUCCCAUGUCCACUUGAGGGAGCUAAAGGAGGAUUUACCGCCCCCCUCAAUCUGGCAGUGCUGCAUACCCCAGCCAUGUAUGGUGACCACAGUCCACCUGCGCCGAGCUUCUGGCCUGGGUCAGCCCAAACAGACAGCCCCAGAUGUGUAUGCUGUCAUUCGAUGUGAGAACGACACUAUAAGAACACGUAUAUUCAAGCAGGACAGUAAUCCUGAGUUCAAUACUAAAGCCAUUUUCUACAGACGGCAACCAGACACACACGUUUACAUUGAGCUGUGGUGUCGUGGCUGGCUAUGGGACACUCUCCUGGGUGGAGCACGACUACAAACUGGAGAUAUUGAGAGGGGACGUAGCCGGGUGAUUGAUCUGCAAAGUGGCCAGUCUCGCUCAGUGUCUCGAGGAUGCAUCUAUGUGGAGACCUCUUCCAGUCAGUGUUUGACUGAUCUGUGACUGGCUGCUGCGGGCCUGUGAAAUAUGGAUGUGGAUAUUUUUUUUUCAGUGAAGACUUAUUUGCUCGCUGGGAUGGGCUCCAGCACCCUCCGCGACCCUGACCAGGAUAAGCGGGUAUAGAUAAAGGAUGAAUGGAUGGCUGGACAUAUUUGCUGAUGUGACAAUGCAGGGACAAUGCACUAUUAGACAUUCUUGGCAUGAAAAUGCAGCCCUGUGGAUGUAAUUAAUCUAACAGAUUUUUGAGCCUUCGGUGCAGCUGGGACUAAAUGGCAGAUGUCAGAGAGAAAUAUAAGGAUGAAAAACAUUUCAAUCCAUAAAACCGAAUUUCAGUGCUAUGGUAUUUUUUCAGUCAUACGAAUAUUCAAUAUUAUGGAUAGUUAAAAAGAGAAUACACAAGCUUUAAAUUAUUAAUAUGAGUCGGGAUAUGAUAUGGGUCGGAUUUUUGAGGCAGAAGCAUCGCUACAUCUGAACACUGCUUACACAGUGGGCCUAGCCAUCCCCAUACACACUGCCUCAUCAAUAAAACAUCUGCCAGGUUCAGCGAAGUGAAACAAAGUACUAAUUCCUGUUCUUUUUUUCUUUUUCUUUUUUACAUCUCCCUCUGCUGGUCAGACAAAAAGAAACAUCACUAUCACAGGUUCUUCCUUAUUCGCAUCCAAUCAUUGGGUAUGGAUCAUUUAGCCUACUUUCUGGGUUACUGUUUCAGUUUUCGCUAAUAUUUCCAAUUGGCUCAGGCUUUGUGUGCGAUAAAGGAUAUUUCAGAUAUUUAGAUAAGUUUCUAACGACCUAUCGAUUUUACAAUGGCAGCAUGGCAUUCGGGGUUUUAGGGUCUAAAACAAUGAGUAACUCCAAAGUACGUGCGUUGUUUUAUGCUGUCGGUUUUCUUUUUUGCUAAUUGCUUUCCAUACAACAAUAAUCGUAGUUCUAAAGCCAAUGUAUUUACCUUGCGACUUCACGCUUGCAUAAUGGUAUAGUUCUGUGUAACACCAAAUCCAAAUCGCGCCAUGGGUUAUCUCCUGCAUCAGUAGCCUACAAUAAACGCCCAGAGAAAGUUUAGGAUAUGCUCGUGUGACAGCAGCUGGAUCGUUGCAACAGCGCUGCUCCGCUAAAACUUCUGCCCCUAAAUUUAUUUUUCGUCUUCUUGCGGAAAUAAAACGCAUAGGCUAUAUUGUAAGUCAGUUUUUUCAAGAAAGUGCUUCCACAUCAGGUAAGAUUCGUUAUAUUCGCAUACUGACAUUCCAUUUGGGAUAUUCAAAUAUUUAAAUUCGUGCGUGUAACAGUUUUCUUACGGUAAGUUAUCCAUGAGUCGAUUACUGUAGGCUUAAUGUAAUUAAUGUAGCCAUCAUGUGCUAACCUCAAAGCGAACGCGUAAACAAAAUUUCACAGGCAAUUAUGGUUAAGCGUUAUUUCCUAGCAAAUAAAUAAUAAAAAUCACAUAACGAUAUAGCCUAUUAACUACUGAAUACCCGUAUUCAUUAUGAUUUAGGUCUAAUCAGUCUACCCCUUGUAUACCAUAACUUAGCCUAUCCUUAAAAUAUUAUUUUCUUCAACCACAGGCCUUAACCUUUGCAGUGAACCCAGUAGAUGUAGGCUACGAAGUAGGCAGAUAUUCGGUCCUCUACGUUUAACUUUUCGACAGUCAGUAGCCUACAAAUGCCACUGCGUGUAGUUCCCCUCUUUUUAAAAAGGAAAAGUUGAAUUAAAAAGAGAAAUUCUGGAAUCCAGACAUUGCUAAUACCGACUGUGGCUUGGUCAGUAACCCUAGGCUACGGGAGGGCAAUGCAUUGGUGCACAUGCACAGCGAGAUUCAGUUGGCCAGUACGAUCGUUUCUUUCACUCCCCAGCGACCACCGCUGGGCAAUCAGGCAUCGAUGAUCUGCUUGAUCUACCUGCAGACGAAAUAUCUUUCUCUAAGCUGUUUCUAUAAACCAUACAGUUCUCUGGUGUAAGAAGCUGAAGUUCUGGGCUGUGGUGUGACAAGAAGCAGCAGCUUGACAUCACAUCUUUUUGAGGAGAACGUGCUUGUCUAUGCUCUUCCUUCAGUAACUGAUAGCACCGUUUUUAGCUAUAAGUGAAUAUGUGGCUAAUGAAGAAAAAACAAAAUAGGGUUUAAAAGUGUUUAAAAAUAAGAUACAUUUUGAUCAAUAUUUUUUACAAAGUGACAAAUUCAUAUUAUGUUGAUGGGUUGAAUAUUAAAAUCCCAUUCACAGCAAACCUAAACCCAAUAAGAUACAAGUAAGUUAGUCAAUAUGAAGCUCAUUGCAGAUGUGAUACAAUGUGAAUUCUAUGUUUUAAAAGCAGUGUGUAGUCUUUUGUGCACACAUGUUGCCUUGACACGCAAGUUAACCAUUUUGACCAUUCUGAUUAGGCAAAUAAAAAUCCAAACAGUGUGUUAUAUUUCUGACCAAGGCCUGUUGCCUACUGUAUGCAUUACUCCCAGGAUGCCUGCAUUUAGAAUUUUGGACCUAUCAGAUGGAACUGAUCUGUUUUUAAGGAUAAUGUUUGUUUUGCUUACCAUCUUUUCAAUAAACACUGAAAUAUGCUCACA
Messenger RNA from Anguilla anguilla (European eel), 5778 nucleotides. RefSeq names its product calpain-5-like. Gene Ontology annotation, biological process: proteolysis. NCBI's taxonomy places the organism in Eukaryota, Metazoa, Chordata, Actinopteri, Anguilliformes, Anguillidae. The transcript is spliced from 13 exons. The record is from RefSeq and is a predicted model, not a curated record. The coding region runs from base 1050 to 3230 and encodes 726 amino acids. Gene Ontology annotation, molecular function: calcium-dependent cysteine-type endopeptidase activity. Gene Ontology annotation, cellular component: cytoplasm.